Molecule: messenger RNA, 1341 nt
Organism: Plasmodium inui San Antonio 1
Lineage: Eukaryota; Apicomplexa; Aconoidasida; Haemosporida; Plasmodiidae
Exons: 1
Coding region: 1-1341 (446 amino acids)
Biological process (GO): rRNA processing
Cellular component (GO): nucleolus; small-subunit processome
Molecular function (GO): RNA binding; protein binding
Source: RefSeq, a predicted model, not a curated record
AUGGAGGAGCAGCAACAAGGCAACCCAAUGGAGGAUGAGGAACGUUCGUCCAGUGGGAAGGACGACGAAGUUAAGGAUGACCAAUCGGUGAAUCCGUCAGGUGAAGAAGCGCAACCCGUGGACACCCCCCCGAGCGGCAAAAAUGACCAGAAGGGAGAAGCCGAGAGGAAGAGGAAACAUGCGGUGGAAGGCAAAGCCGCGACGAAACCCUUAGGAGAAGGGAACCAACUAAGUUUAUACGUACAGAUGAAGAAAUCCAAAACGAAAGUGGGCAGCAACGGGGGGAGGGAAGGCCCGAGUGCUGACGUGGAGGUUUCCCCGAGUAGUGAAGAGGAUCAGGUGGAGGAUGACGUAAUUGAGGAGGACGACGACCUGGUGGGGCAACCGCCCAGUAAAGAGGGAAAAAAAAAGAAAAAGAAAAAAGAGAAGAAGCAGGAGACGCAGCCAGAAACGCUCUCAGAGGGGAACUCCAACUCUCCCGCGGCAGCGGACGAGGUGAAUCCGUCCGAUUACGAAAGACUCCUGGCGUCGGAAAAAAACAACAGCGCCAUAUGGGUGAGCUACAUAGCCUACCACCUGGAAAGGGGCAGCCUGGAAGAAGCCAGAAAAACAGCAGAAAGAGCCCUGAAGACGAUAGAUAUACACAAAGUGGAGGAAAAGAGAAACAUCUUCUUCUGCUACAUAAAUAUGGAAUGCACAUAUGGAGACAAGUUAAGAGAAGUGUUCAAAAGAGCUCUCCUUUGUUGUAAUGAGAAGAAGGUAUACAUCCACACAAUGAAUGUGCUAAAGAUAAAUAAAAAAUAUAAUCAGUUGAAACAAUUAAGUGAAGAAGCGAUAAAAAAAUUUCACUACUCCAAAAAGAUAUGGUCGAAUUAUUUAGAAAUUAUACACAGCACGUUUAAAGAUGAGGCAUAUGCACACGAAAUUCUGUUAAAGUCUCUACAUUGUUUGGCGAAAAGAAAACAUCUACGUAUGGUAAUAAAUGCUGCGAGGUUUGAAUAUAAGUAUGCCAAUAAAGAAAGAGGGAAAAGUUAUUUUGAAAAAUUAAUCCAAGAAUAUCCAAAGAGGUCAGAUGUUUGGUUUACUUACCUUGACAUUCACAUCAAUUCUUUAACCAGAGGUGAAACAAAAGGAGAAAAAAAAAAAUUGAAUUUAAAUCAACUUCAGUUUGUUAGAAAUAUAUUUGAAAGGUUUUCUUCGUGUAAAUUUAAGACAAGAGUGAUGAAAAUGAUAUUCACCAAGUGGCUCUUAUUCGAGAAGAACCAUGGCACCGUUACCAGCCAGAAGAUGGUUCAGAAGAAGGCCUAUGAUUACGUUGAGAGUUUGAACGCGCUUGCUUGA